AUGGACUUCUACAUGAGUAAAGCAGCCCGCGCCUUGGUGAACGAGCGCCUGAUGAGAGGCGAGUGGACGUCCUCGGGCAGAUACUGCCGGGUAGUUGACCAACCCAACACUGUCUGUGCUGCGUGCAAGCAGCGGUCUGCCGAUUACCGGCAGUCGAAGAAGGGCGGAGAUUCUAGCAACACCAAGGCUUGCAGCAGCAAGGCCACCUCUGCCAAAGCCAAAGGCACCGCCGCCACUGGCGGUGUGUUGGCAGGCAGGGUCGAGAAGAACUCGAAGAAGAAGAAGAAUUACGAACCUCCAGUACUAGGAUUCUACAGAUGA
Molecule: messenger RNA, 321 nt
Organism: Neurospora tetraspora
Lineage: Eukaryota; Fungi; Ascomycota; Sordariomycetes; Sordariales; Sordariaceae
Exons: 1
Coding region: 1-321 (106 amino acids)
Source: RefSeq, a predicted model, not a curated record